GUCCCAUCUCUGCUUUCACAAAAACAAACAGGUAUACUGUUAGCAGUAAACACAACGUAAAAUGUUUUUUCUUCUUUAACUGUUUCUCGAACAUCAGAAUGAUAUCUAUACAUGUGUGUUUUGUUUAAAUCAUAUUGAAAUGGAAGUAGAUGAAGUUUCAAAAGGACGAGAAAUAAAUGGCCAACCUAAUGAAAAGACACGGUCAUUCAACGAUGAGAAGGAAAAUAUUCUCUGUGAGAAUAUGCUAAACCACGUAGCAGUUAACAAGCUUGCGCAUUUCAAAAGUCAGCAGGUGGGAGAACCAGAACUGAGCACGCAACAGAAGAGGGAUAUAGCGAAAGAGCUUCUAAUACGGAACCCAGAACAGUUUCUUGCGAGGUUUGGGAACCACCUUGAGGAAGAACAUUUAGACUAUUUUUCGGGUGUGAAAUUUGAUACGUACGAAAUCCAAUUUCAUCUCAAACAGUUGCGAAGAGGACUCAGCAAGAAAAAGAAACAGAUCGACAUACGAAAUAGGAGAUACCAAGCCUUAAAGAAAUUAUUGGAUGAAGGGACAUACUUCAGUGAGACAGAAAUGAUGAAACGAAAUCCACUUUUAUAUGAACAGCUAAUUGGGCAGUUCCUCACCAAGAAAGAAAUAAGAAAUAGAGAUAAAUGUGAUGAAAAUGCAAAAACAUUUCUGUCAAUACUGAUGGAUCAGCUGGACAGAGAAGAAAUAGAGCGUCUGAAACAACAACAAAGAGACGAUGAGGAGGCAGCAGUGGAGGAAGUUGAUACCAGUGAUGAAGAAUCAGAAGAAAAUAAUGAAAUAAAUGAACAAGAUUCAGUGAGGGAGGAAGAAGAAGAAGAGGAUGAUGAGAGUGAUAAUCAGAUGAGUCCUUCACAGAGUGACAGAGAGAAUGAUGAUAAUGAGGCUGAGACUAGUCGAAAUAGCUCUCAAAAGCCAAAGAAAUUGUCUAGGAAAGAGAAGGAGCUUCUCCGAGAAGAAUUUGUCACCAGCAUGUAUCAGAGUUUUCUUGAUGGGAAUGAUAAGGAUUUUGAUUACAGCAGCAAGGUGGAUGGUAAUCCAGACUAUGAGUGCCUGGCAGUUCGCACACAAGAUGAGGAAGAAAAGUAUUUUGAUGCCGAAUCACCAGAGAUUUUAUCAGGAGAUGAAGACAAUACCUGUGCCAUGCAGCAGGGUAAUCGCUGCGACGAUGAUGAUGAUGAUGAAGAGGAUGAACUAGAUUUAUUCAUGAAAAACUUGAAACCUGAAGCAACACCAAGUGACCUUGCUACUGAAAUGGAGAAAAUAUAAAUCAGAAAUUUUGUGAUAUGUAUGUAGACCAUAGAAUGGUUCAUUGUUUACUAUUGGACAGAGAGAUUAUUGGAGGAGUAUGGCAGCAAAUUAUGGAGACUGAUACUCUGUAAAGAUUGAGGCACUGUUAUUAAGACAGGUUUAAUGUUGUUGACAAGUUCUCCAAAGUUAUUGUUUCCACAUUUGGAAAAAGCAAUAAAUGUUUCAACUGUAACCAUUCGCCUGAUUUGAUUUCAUUCAAUACAUUUAUUGCCAGUAGCAUGUCUUCAGUUUUUGUAUUGGCAUUAGGCUUGCAAUGACCAUGCGAAAUUGCGCACAUUCCCUUAAAUGAUUUAAAUCAUACCUGCAGAAGUCCAUUCGAUUGAUAGCAUUUUCAUUCUUUUUUCUCCCCAUAAAAUACAAUUAUUUAUGUUUGUAUGAUUAAUUCUAAUUUCGAUAUAUUUGUUGGACUGUGGACAUGUGUCCUCUUCCAUAUUUACCCUUUUUCUAUAAUUUAAAACCAUAGUUUUUCAAAAGUCAAAUGAAAGUACUGUGAGUACUUUUCUCACAUCUCCACAUCAUGCGUUAAUCUUUUUUAUUUAGCAAUUUUACCAUUUGUUAAUUAAAGUGUAUUAUAAAUAAGACAUUCGUGGCAUGAUUGUUCACACUUAGUGUUCCUUUAAAUUGGUGUUACAGUUAUUCAUAAGUAAUGUCUCUGUUGUAACUAGAUACAUGAUAAAUAUCAAAUAACUACAGAGAAGUAAUUUGGUGCACAAAAAUUCACAAUCCAAAUGAAUUUUGUCCAUAAUAUACUUCUAUCUCUUAACUUUCUGAAAUGGUAUUUAACUGGAUUGUUGGUAACUCAGAAACUUAAUUUUGCAACUUCUUCUUAGAGAAAGAUUAAUGCAGUGAAAUAUAAUGUUUAUGUUCAGUUCAGUCUCACUAAUUUUAGCCACACUUCAAA
This is a messenger RNA of Schistocerca piceifrons (Central American locust), 2240 nucleotides long. RefSeq names its product coiled-coil domain-containing protein 97. Lineage: Eukaryota; Metazoa; Arthropoda; Insecta; Orthoptera; Acrididae. The record is from RefSeq and is a predicted model, not a curated record. The transcript is spliced from 4 exons. The coding region runs from base 140 to 1297 and encodes 385 amino acids.